This is a messenger RNA of Aaosphaeria arxii CBS 175.79, 1305 nucleotides long. RefSeq lists its product as uncharacterized. The record is from RefSeq and is a predicted model, not a curated record. NCBI's taxonomy places the organism in Eukaryota, Fungi, Ascomycota, Dothideomycetes, Pleosporales. The transcript is spliced from 4 exons. The coding region runs from base 1 to 1305 and encodes 434 amino acids.
AUGCUUAUCCUGCUGUGGAGCGCUGUUGCUCUGUCCAAUUCCAUAGCAGCAUCAGAGCCAAUUGAUGCAGCAGCUCGCGCGCUGAUCACGCCUGCACCUCGCCCUAUUGACAUCGCGAGGAGGGCGGCAAGCUCGUCUCUAGGGUCGGAGACGUGCGGUUUCAUUAGCGGAAACAUAAAUAAUCCUCUCAAAUGCUCAUCCGGCUACUCAUGUUCCUCAUUCUUCACACCAAGCUACCAAUUCGCCUGCUGCAAUGACGAUGGCUGCAUCGACAACUACUCGACGUGCCUUACUGGCUACGAGGCAGCAACUGCUUCGUGCUACUCCGACGAGUGUCUCCUAUGCACUGGAGGCAACCGGUUCUGCGGUGGAUAUCUGAAGUUCGCCUCGGGCAUAUACUCCUCCACCAGCUAUCUAUCUGCAUUCUGCACCGACAGAGAAGACCGCUUCAUCACCGUCAAGGCCUCACCCACCAACGCCCCCAAGUCCACUGUCCUCUGCGUCCCAGACGGCUUCGCCGCGCCUCACACCUCCGACAACUGCACCAAGCCCAUCAUCCUCCUCAUCCCGCUCAUCCUCUCCAACGUCAUCGUCUUCGCCUCCAGCAUCCUCAUGUCGCGCCUCUCCUUCCAGAACAAACUCAAGUUCGGCAAGACCAAGAAAUCCCCCCACGACCCCUGGACCCCCUGGGCUGGCCUCUCCACCGUCCUCCUCGUCGUCGUGCAAGCCAUCGCGACCGCCGCCCUCAUCCGCGCCGGCGGCUACCCCGCCUCCUGGACCUCCCUCAUCCUCCUCUGGCUGAUGCGUCCCCGCAUGCAAUGGGCCAUCCUCCUCUUCUACUCCUCCUUCGGCGCCUCCUACAAGCGCGCCGCCACGGACGCCCUCUUCGCCAACGGCCUCCUCAACCUCCUGUCCCUGCCCACCGCCGCAUGGCUCCUCCAAGCUCUCCUCAAGGAACCCUCCUGCACGGGCUUCUUCAACAACUCGACGACGGUAAACGGGUUCGGAAACGAAGACUACACGCAGCUCGUCUUCGUCGGCGUCGUCAUGUACUUCUCCUUCGCGGCCGUCGACCUCUUCGUCCUCGUCAGCUUCUUCUGGCCCGGACGGUUGAGACUCGGUAGGUGGUGGAGUAUCGGCGCGGGACUGUGGAGUAUGGCGAGCUUUGCUGUUGCGUGGACUUUCUGGGUUUGGUGGGUCUUCUUCUCCGAAGACGCGUUCUGCGUUACGAAUAUUGGGCCAAUCGCUGCGAUUCACGCGUUUGUGCCGUUUUUGAGCGGCGUUACGAGGGCGUAUCUGACGUGA